Molecule: messenger RNA, 1546 nt
Organism: Saccoglossus kowalevskii
Lineage: Eukaryota; Metazoa; Hemichordata; Enteropneusta; Harrimaniidae
Product: multiple epidermal growth factor-like domains protein 11-like
Source: RefSeq, a predicted model, not a curated record
UCUGGGAUGUCCAGUUGGUUAUUAUAACGGCAAUGAAGGCCAAGGAAACUGUACUAUAUGUCCGGAUGGUUUUAUGUGUCCAUAUAUGAAUAUGACUUCUCCAGAACCAUGCAUGUCAGGACACUACUGUGUGGAAGGGGAACCUAGUCCUAUACCUUGCCCUGCAGGUACCUUUAACAAUGUCACCAUGUUGAGUACAGAAGACGAGUGUACAGACUGUUCACCUGGUACAUACUGUUCUGGUGCUGGUAAUAGUUACCCCACUGGUCUUUGCACUGCUGGAUAUUACUGUGAAGGUGCCGCUAAGAGUCCUAUUCCAGUUGCCACAGUUGAUUAUCCCAACAAUGGAAUCUGUCCACCUGGAUCUUACUGUGAUGAAGGAACCCCAGCGCCUAAGAAAUGCCCGCCUGGUACAAUAAGACCUUCCGAUGGUGCUACAGGUAUUGAUGAUUGUUCUCCUUGUCCUGGAGGUCAUUACUGCUCUGGUUAUGGUCAAACCAGUGAAACUGGUCUGUGUUAUGCAAGAUUCUAUUGUCCAGCUAAUGACACAACUUCACACCCAGAACCAGGUCAUCUUAAAUGCCCUGUUGGUCACUACUGUUUGAAUGGUACUACUGAGCCAUAUCCCUGUCCUACCGGGACUUACCAACCAAAUGAAGGGUUUGAUGAGUGUGAACCAUGUCAAGCAGGAUUUAUUGUCAAAGUGCUUUGGAGCCAGAUCCCCAGCCUUGUCCAGCAUCAUUACUGUCCAGCUGCCACCAUGUACCCAAUACCAUGUCCAAAUGGGACAUUCACGUAUGACAACACCACAAAGCUGAAAUCUGCUUACGAGUGCCAGCCGUGUAAAGCAGGUGUUUACUGUCGAGGAGGUUACAUUGUUGGUCCAUGUCCGCUGGUUAUUUCUGUUUGGCAGAAUGGAACAGCACCAAUUAAAUGCCCGCUGUAUACUUUCCGUGAUACCCCCGGUGCCACCAGUGAGGGAGAUUGCACUCCUUGUCGCCCUGGGUUUUGGUGUAAUGACACUGGCAUUGUGAAUUAUCGACAAAAUCCAUGCCCAGUUGGUCACUACUGUGAGCGAGCUAUGGUAUAUCCAGAACCCUGCACUGGUGGUAGGAUGAGUACAACAACUGGAAGAGUCAGCAAUGAAGAUUGUCCACUUUGCACCCCUGGAUAUUACUGUCCCAAUGAUACCAUCAACGUUCAUGGCAUUCCAUGCAGACCUACCUAUGAAUGCCCAGAAGGAGCCUCAAUUGAAGUUGUGUGUCGACCUGGACAUUAUUGUGAAGGGGUAACUGGUGAUCCACCGAUUUGCCCAGGUGGUUAUUAUUGUCCGUUAGGAUCCAGUUUCUAUACUCGCUGCUUCUUUCCUAAAUAUUGUCCGGAAGGUAGCGAGGUUCCAGUUGAGUGUCCUCUUGGAUACAUGGCUGUCAACCAUGCUAAUAUCAGACCAGAUAUUGAUGGUUCAUGUCAGAUAUGUCCAGCAGGUACUUAUGGUAAUCAUACUGAACGCUGGUUACUACUGCCCAGAAGGAACCGGAGAUCCUAG